Eremomyces bilateralis CBS 781.70 is the source of this 1407-nucleotide messenger RNA. Its product is annotated as acyl-CoA dehydrogenase. The coding region runs from base 1 to 1407 and encodes 468 amino acids. The transcript is spliced from 5 exons. The record is from RefSeq and is a predicted model, not a curated record. Gene Ontology annotation, molecular function: flavin adenine dinucleotide binding; oxidoreductase activity, acting on the CH-CH group of donors. NCBI's taxonomy places the organism in Eukaryota, Fungi, Ascomycota, Dothideomycetes, Eremomycetales, Eremomycetaceae.
AUGACCACCGAACUCCGCACCCACGCCCAGCGCGCGUCGGAACGUAUCCCCCCAAUUGCCCUUCCAUAUGUCAGCGAACGCGCACGGAAGGCGUUGGACCUCGUCGAGAAGUUCGUCGAGGAGGAGUGCAUCCCCGCCGAUGCCGUCUACCAACAACAGAUCGGCAAGACGGUCGAGGAGCGAUUCAACUCCCACCCACCGAUCAUGGAGGAGUUGAAGCAGAGGGCCAGGGAAUACGGUCUCUGGAACAUGUUCUUGCCCAGGAACCACUUCAAGGAGGGUGCUGGCUUCAGCAACGUUGAGUACGGCCUCAUGGCCGAGAUCUUGGGCAAGAGCCGUAUUGCUAGCGAGGCUACCAACUGCGCCGCCCCGGAUACCGGCAACAUGGAGGUGCUUGCCAAGUACGGCAAUGCUGCUCAGAAGAAGCAGUGGCUCGAGCCGCUCCUCGAGGGCAAGAUCCGAUCUGCUUUCUUGAUGACCGAGCCCAACGUGGCAUCCAGCGACGCCACCAACAUUGAGCUUGCGGUUCACCAAGAGGGCAACGAGUGGGUGCUCAACGGCCAGAAAUGGUGGAGCUCCGGCGCCGGCGACCCUCGCUGCACCAUCUACCUCGUCAUGGCCAAGAGCGACCCCAACAACGCGGACAAGUACAAGCAGCAAUCCGUCGUCCUUGUCCCCCAUGAUGCCCCCGGCAUCACCAUCCACCGCAUGCUGUCCGUCUUCGGCUACGACGAUGCGCCCCACGGCCACGGCCACAUCACCUUCAAGAACGUCCGCGUCCCCAUCGGCAACAUGGUCCUCGGCGCCGGCCGCGGCUUCGAAAUCAUCCAGGGUCGUCUCGGCCCCGGCCGUAUCCACCACGCCAUGCGCAGCGUUGGUGCCGCUGAGAAGGCCCUCGACCUCUUCGUCGCCCGCCUCAACGACCCCAACAAAGUCGCCUUCGGCAAGAUGCUCAACGAGCACGGCGUCAUGCUUGACCGCCUCGCGCGCGCACGCAUCGACAUCGAUGCCGCACGCCUCAUCGUCCUCAACGCCGCCAUCAAGAUCGACCUCUCGAACGCCAAGGGCGCGCUGAAGGAGAUCGCCGAAGCCAAGGUCCUCGUCCCCAAGACCCUCCUCGAGACCAUCGACAUGGCCAUCCAGGCCUACGGCGCCGCCGGCGUGUGCCAGGAUACCCCGCUCGCCAACAUGUACGCCAACGGGCGGACAAUGCGCAUCGUGGAUGGACCGGAUGAGGUGCAUUUGCAGCAGCUUGGAAAGGCGGAGAAUAAGCGAGGGCAGCAGGUAUUGAAGUACUACAAGACGCAAGACGCGAACGUCGAGCGGGUGUUGAAGAGCCAUGGGUUGGGGAAGGUGGAUCCGCUGCAGUUGAACCGGGAGUCCGGGAAGGGUGGAUCGCGGUUGUAA